Pantherophis guttatus is the source of this 4527-nucleotide messenger RNA. NCBI's taxonomy places the organism in Eukaryota, Metazoa, Chordata, Lepidosauria, Squamata, Colubridae. The record is from RefSeq and is a predicted model, not a curated record.
UACUGCCCCUUUCACAUUGCCCCAAAUUGGUGGUGUGGCUGCAUUCACUGCUUUAUCUCCGCAGCUUUCAACGUCCCCCUUUCUCUUUUCUCCCUCUCUCCUCCCCUUCUUGCUCUAAUCUGAUGAAACACAUAGGAUUAUCUCUGUCCCUCGUGGCCAUUUUGUUCCCUCGCUGUCUGUUGGGGUGGGGGUGGGGAGUGGGGUAGAGAAGCAUUAAGUGUGGGUAUGGGGUCUUCCCCAUCAUUGACAAGGGGAGGACCAUGUCCUCUUCUCUGAUCUUGUUUGGUUGCCUUCCUCAGAUUCAUUCCCUGAAGAAAAGAUCCCAGGGGAAGUUGAAAACUCUCCCGAGGCUGUUUGGGUUUUCUCUCUGACUCCUGAGCAUCUUUUAGAAAACUCCUUCUCAGAUCUGGAUGUGAAAUCUCAGGGCGUGGAAGGAAGAUCUGGGAUUUUUCCAGAACAUGUCAAAAAUUAAAGAGGACGUAAGCAAGAACCUGUAGAAUCAAACAGCAGGCAUAUUCAGGAAGGGUGUCUUUCUUUGCUUGGAGACCAAGUUGAUUGUCUGAAUCUGGUGUCUUGAGACUAUCAGAGAAUAUUGGGGAAUACCUGUGCCUGGAACUUGCUGGCAUUCCCCCCCCCCAAAUUUCCAGAAACACUGUCAAGAUAAAAGAGACAGAAGGGACUAACAGCCAUAUUUUUAAAGGGAUCUUUUCAUUUUUGUGUGUGCGGUUCUGCUUCUUUCUUUUUCUUUUUUUAAUUCCAGGACUUUUUUUGUGGUAAUUAGUUUUCCAGAAGAGGUUAAAAAGGCUGAAUUUAAAAGAGGACUCUCAAACCAUUAAUAGCUAUGCUGGAUUUCACUCAAGGCAGAUAAAUGUAGUUGUUCAACUUUAAGAACUUAAUGGAAUGUAUUGCUGCUCAGACUAUACAGAGAGUAAGUAACCACUGAUCAUGGCAAACAAAGACCAUCAGCUCCACAACUGCUCCCUGGGGGAAACCUUGAACUAUCUCUACCCAAAUAAUCUGAGUGUCGACUGCCACCCUCUGCCAAAGAGCUCCACAAACCUAGAAGGCAUCAGGCAGGGAAGUUUUAAAGAAAGCCAGAGCCACAGACAGGACCUCCCCAAAAGCCUCAGCGGUUCUGUUUGCCAAGCCCAGGAGAAGGGGACCACUGCUGGAAGAAUUCUUAGCAGCUUCUCUCCACAAGACAAUGCACAACGUCCCAUCAGAAACAGCAGCCACUUCUUCAGUGUUGACCAGUCCCCAACAUCUGAAGAAGGGAUGAUGUAUCCUAGAACAUACCUCCAGGGAGGUCCUGUUGAGAAGUUAACUCCAGCCUCUGGUGCCAACCCCCAACAUCAGUGGACAAUGGAGGGUCCGGGAGUUGCAGUCCGGAGAAGCCUCUCCGACCUCACCUGUAGUUGCAAGCAACCGAGUCCAGCCUUCCACAUAGAGUCAAGUGCCACAUCCCCGGCGGUAUGUUCACACAGUAGUAAUUUUGCUUUGGUGGACAGACUGAUGAUUGCAGGACUGAGAUAUGGAGUGGACCCUCGUGAAAACAGCCCAGAUUUGCAAAGCCAUAGGAUGCAGGUUCCAAGUUUGUCGAGGGACCCCAAUAUUGUACCUGCUAAAGUCUUUCACCAAGGGGCUACAUCGCACAAUGUUGCUAUUUUUACAGACUCUGGAGCAUAUCCCACAAAUGUUCUUGCUUCAAGUCCUGCUCCUUUCUCCAACAGGACAGUGCAUGCUCACAGUGGAAUAGGACACGGCAGCUUUUCAACUGGCACCUGCCCACCGGGAAUGGUGACUGUUCCUAAUGCUAUCCUUCCGCCCUGCAGCAGCAGCCACGUGUCUUCUGCGGAGGGAGAAGGCACCAUUCCCGCCCACUGCCAUUCCUUACCAACACCUUCUCUCCGGUUUGCCCAGAGGCCGGCAUGUCCCAUUAAUGAACUGGGCGAAGAACAUGCCAACCCUGAGGGCUGCUCAUCUUUGCCUGCUACUGAAGUCUCCUCUGUGAAUGGGUCAAGUCUGGAAGCCAACCACAUCCCGGGAUGCUGUGGGGCCCAUGGGGAGCGGGUGGUGCCUCCUCAGCCUUAUGGACGAGCAAGCAAAGGUCAGGAGGAAACGAAGACCGUGUAUGUGGUAUGGAACAGCCACCAAGACGGGGUUCAGACAGUCAUAAAGACCAAAGACACAUGGACCAUGACCUCUAGGAAUGAUCUCACCCAGGGAUUCCAGUCUCCGCUGGACUACAGAGACGCAGAAGUGCAAACCUUCACAGGAAAGGAAUGCAAGUCCGUGGCAACCAGCCCAUCUGUUCUGGCAGAAGGCCAGCCUCAUGUCUUCCCAGAGGUGAACCUGAAGCCAGAAGCUGAAGGUGAGAAGUCUCCUGUGCAAGACGUCAGGUGGGACGAUGAAGGCAUGACCUGGGAAGUCUAUGGGGCAGCGGUUGAUCCCGAGGUGCUUGGACUGGCCAUCCAGAAGCACCUGGAGAUCCAGAUAGAACAAUUCCAAACAGAACCCGAGGAGCUUUGCGCAAAGGCCACGGAGAAGCAGCCUGCCAAAGAGGAGAAGCGAAUCUCCUUUGCCAUGGUGAUGCACUGUCUGCGAAACCCAGCCUGCUGUGCACGGUCCAACAUGGCAGUGGAGUGAACUCCACCCAAAGACCAUUGUUCCCAAACUGCCAACAAACAUUGAUUCUUCAAGGGGGCCAAGGGCACCCCAAAAGUGAAGCUUCAGGGAGGCCCUGGGACCUUCACAGCCCUGCUUGUACAGGACAGGCCUCCAAAGAAAGAGGGGGAAGGAACUAUUGCCACCUCCUUCUCUGCAGCCUCUCUUGAGGCAAUCCCCCACCUACCCUCCCUGUUCCUUCUCAGCUCUCUAAAAAAGUGGGGAAAGGUGGGAUGGGGCCUGCUGGUGGUCAGCCUCGUCAAGCUUUCUGGAGACCCUGAAUGGGCUGAUAUUCCUCCUGCAACACUGGCAGGGAAGGAAAGGCCACAGGAUUGUCCUUCUUGGCUUCUCCUACCUCAAUUGCUGCACCGUGAGGUCUUUCUCCCCCACCCCCAAGGGACUCCCUUUGCCUGGAGGCCCGCAGAGGCCCACUGUUUCUCCUGUGCAACACAGAUGUCCUCUUGGAGCAAAGCUGGCCACCACAAGAAUCUCCUCUACCCAUCAGAUAUGCUACAGCUUGAGAAGGCUGUCCUUCUCAAAGGACAGCCUAAGAGCCCUAGGAACCACAGAGGAAGCAAACUCUUCAUUUCACCCUGCAGAGAAGACAAAAAUGUUACUUGUGGAAUUACCUUGGUGCAUUUGAUGGGGAAGAGCAUUCCACUUACGCACACUUUUCCUCAGCUUUGUAAGGAUUUCUGCUCCUACCACCUAUUGGGGUAGCUUCCUUCAUUUUUGGUUUUCUGGAAGGACUGAAACACCCUUCUUCCAUCUGGAUUAGUAGUCUGAGUCUUCACAUACUUCUUAUUGUAUCAUGUUUGUGGUGUAUGUCAGUGUGAACUUGGGUUCUAAAUGUGAUUAUACGGCAAUGUGUGUAUAUAUAUAUUGCCUCCAGAAGCAGACCAGAAGGUUAAAAAUUCAUGAAGAAUAUUAUUGCCUUCUUUUUCUAUCUGCACUUUGUCAUCUUGAGUAGCAGGGAAUUCUGCUGUAAAAAAGCAGGAAUAUGACAUUAUUCCUCCUUCUCUGAAUCAAAAACUGUGUAGUUUCCUUUUAUGUUUGAUCUUUGGGGAAAACUGAACCUAAGACCUCUUUUAUUGAUGAAGCGAAUGACUGACAACUGCUUGAGUAUAUCACAACCUCCUCUUUUUGGUUAUUAGAAUCGCCUCCUGCUGUUGAUCUCUGUAUAUUUCUACAUUGAUUGUAGCCUAGAUUUUGUUCUGUCUCAAUGUUAUUUGUAUCACUAAAAUACUAGAGUGAAUGCCAUUUUAUACUUUUCGUACCAAUGCAAAUAACAUGUAAACAACGUAUUAAAUAGGCAGAGGAACACUUCUUACAGAAUGACAGAAUAAGAGAGUUGGAAGGGACCUUGGAGGUCUUCUAGUCCAACCCCCUACUCAAGCUGGAGACUCUACACAAUUUCGGACAAAUGGCUGUCCAUUCUCUCCUUAAAAGCCUCCAGUGAUGGAGCACCCACAACUUCUGGAGGCAAGCUGUUCCACAGAUUAAUCGUUCUAAUUGUCAGGAAAUUUCUCCUUAGUUCUAAGGUUGCUCCUCUCCUUGAUUAGUUUCCACCCAUUGCCUCUUGUCCUGCAGUAAGUUGACCCCCCCCCCUCUUCUCUAUGUCUAUGGAAUUAUGAGGAUCCAUGUUAUAAAUGUCUUUUUUCUUCUAGGCUGAAGAAGUUGAAGUCCUUGUGUGGUUUUGUAGACAUGAUAUUUUGGAAGAACGUUCCUUGCAACUUCUUUGGUCCACAGGGACCAACACCCUUGAGGAUAGCAUUGCUUAGCGACACGGUUAAGCAAAGAACAAACAGACAAAGAGUUAGCAGAGAUCUGAAUGGCUACUUUACAAUGAAUGCUUAACCUUAA